CUAUCUAUAUCUAUAGAUUCUUGGACAAUUUGAGUUUUUCUUUCUUUGAAGCAAAAGAUCAAACAGUUGGUGUGCAACAUGGAAACUGCAAAAAAAGAAUUCUUGAAAGAAUUUGGUGAAUCUUACGGCUAUCCAAAUGCCCCAAAGAAUAUUGAUGAUAUCAGAGCUACUGAAUUCAAAAGACUUGAUGGGAAUGUGUAUUUGGAUCAUGCUGGUGCAACUUUGUAUUCUGAAAAGCAAAUGGAAGCAGUUUUUAAAGAUCUUACUACUAAUGUAUAUGGAAAUCCUCAUAGUCAAAGCAGCGCUAGCUUGGCCUCCUCAGACAUUGUAGAAGAUGCUCGUCAUCAGGUUCUCAAACUCUGCAAUGCAUCCCCAAAAGAGUACAAAUGUAUAUUUACUGCUGGGGCAACAGCAGCUCUUAAACUUGUUGGCGAGGCUUUUCCAUGGAGUAGUCAGAGCACUUUCAUGUAUACAAUUGAGAAUCACAACAGUGUUCUAGGAAUCCGAGAAUAUGCUCUCAAUAGAGGAGCCGUGGCUUUGGCAAUAGAUUUUGUGGAUGCUGCAGAAUCAGACACGUGUACAAGCAGUAGAUCUUCCAUCAAGGUCUUGCAGCAUCCUCUUCAAAAGAGAAAUGGUGCUAGGACAUGGGACGAAGAGCCUAAUGGCCAAGUAUACAAUUUAUUUGCUUUCCCUUCUGAGUGUAAUUUCUCAGGAGUGAAGUUUAACCUUGAUUUGAUAGACGUUAUUAAAGAAGAUUCAGAAAAAGUAUUGGAAGGCUCUCAACAUUGCAGGGGAAAAUGGAUGAUUUUAAUUGAUGCUGCAAAAGGAUGUUCCACCGACCCUCCAAAUCUAUCAAAGCAUAGAGCAGACUUUGUUGCUAUCUCUUUUUACAAGCUUUUUGGCUAUCCAACUGGACUUGGAGCUUUGAUCGUACGUAAUGAUGCUGCAAAGUUAUUAAGGAAGACCUACUUUAGUGGAGGCACAGUGGCUGCAUCAAUUGCUGACAUUGAUUUUGUGAAAAGAAGAGAGGGUAUUGAGGAGUCUUUCGAAGACGGAACACUAUCAUUCUUGAAUAUAGCAUCCAUUCGGCAUGGGUUAGAUAUUCUCAAUACUCUGACCACAUUUUCCAUAUCACGGCAUACAUCGUCACUGGCUAGAUAUACAAGAAAUAUGCUUUUGGCAUUAAGGCAUGCUGAUGGGGAGGAGGUUUGCAAAAUAUAUGGCAUGGAUUAUUUGAAGGUGUCGUGUAGUGGACUUGGUCCUGUAGUUUCUUUCAACUUGAAAAGGCCUGAUGGUUCCUGGGUUGGUCAUCGUGAAGUGGAAAAGUUGGCUUCUUUGUCUGGAAUUCAACUACGGACAGGAUGCUUCUGCAAUCCUGGUGCAUGUUCUAAGUAUCUUGGUUUAUCUCAUCUGGAUCUUCUAUCCAACAUUGAGGCUGGGCAUGUUUGCUGGGAUGACUAUGAUAUAUUACAAGGAAAACCCACUGGAGCUGUUAGGGUAUCUUUUGGGUAUAUGUCAACAUUCGAAGAUGCAUGGAAAUUUGUGAACUUCAUCGUAAGCUCCUUUCUAUUGUUGCCCAACAAUACUAGACAUCUUUAUCAACUCAUAUCCAACUCUAUCCAGCCUGAUGCAGAAGAUGCAGGUCAUGGGAAGACAACAAAACAUUAUCUUGAGUCAAUUGUUGUGUACCCAAUAAAGUCAUGUGCAGGAUUCAGAGUAGACAGUUGGCCUUUAAGCAGCACUGGAUUGUUAUAUGAUCGAGAGUGGCUUCUCAAAAGCAUGAAUGGUGAAAUUCUUACGCAAAAGAAGGUACCUGAGAUGUAUUUUAUCGGUACAAAGAUUGACCUCAAAACAGGAAUACUUCAUGUGGAGUCUCCUCGGUGCAAAGAGAAACUGCUUAUAAAACUUAAGUCGAAUUUAGCUGAAGUGGUAGAAGAAAUCAGCGUACAUGCUCAGAGAUAUGAAGUUUUGGGCUAUAAUAACGAGAUCGACACGUGGUUCAGCAAUGCAAUUGGCCGACCUUGUUAUUUGCUGAGAUCAAGUUCCAGAGGUUGUAUCCGCUUGAACAGGAACAAAGUCACGGGCAUAUGCAGAGACGUAGAUACCAGACUAAACUUCGUUAAUGAAGCUCAACUUUUAUUGGUAUCCAAGGAAAGUGUAUCUGACCUUAACCACAGAUUGAGAUCAACAGUAACAGAGAGAGGAUCUGCUGGAUUACUGAUAGAAGUCGAUGCAAUGAGAUUCCGACCCAAUCUUGUCAUAUCUGGUGGUGUGCCAUAUGCUGAAGACAGCUGGAGUGGUCUUAAGAUUGGAGGCAAUCACUUCAUGUCAUUGGGUGGUUGCAACCGAUGCCAGAUGAUCAAUUUGAAUUAUCAAGAUGGUGAAGUACAGAAAUCAAAUGAACCUCUGGCUACUUUAGCGGCAUACAGGAGAGCCAAGGGGAAGAUACUCUUUGGAAUUUUAUUGAGAUACGAGUUAGACAACGAGGCUAGGGAAGAUAUAUCAUCAUGGAUUCAAGUGGGACAAGAAGUAUACCCUAAAGCAGAAUGAUGCACAAUGACUUGGUAUAUGUAAUGCAACUACAGAAAUUAAUAUUGUGGUGGCUUUAAUAUUAAAUUGUAACUGAUGAGGAAUAUUUGAUUUGGGUUACUUUAUAUAGUGUAAGCUUCCUGAAAUAUGGUUCUUGGUCAUAAGAUGACCCUAACCUAGAUUUUUAAAUGUUAUGUGUACAAAUUGUUUAAGGAAGAUUUAAUAAAUAAAAUCCAAAAUAGGCAUCUUAAAAGUUAA
This is a messenger RNA of Erigeron canadensis, 2787 nucleotides long. RefSeq names its product molybdenum cofactor sulfurase. Lineage: Eukaryota; Viridiplantae; Streptophyta; Magnoliopsida; Asterales; Asteraceae. Gene Ontology annotation, biological process: Mo-molybdopterin cofactor biosynthetic process. The record is from RefSeq and is a predicted model, not a curated record. The transcript is spliced from 22 exons. Gene Ontology annotation, molecular function: molybdenum ion binding; pyridoxal phosphate binding; molybdenum cofactor sulfurtransferase activity. Bases 79 to 2550 code for a protein of 823 amino acids.